GCUUCUGGAAGGAAGCUCCAUGGAGCUGAACGUCUGGGCUUACGGGAGGAAUAAAAAAAGGUAAACCAACGGCUGGAGAGUGUUUCCUAGCCGAAGGAGGGGAGAAACGGGAGAGUGACGCCUCUGAACUGGAUGUUGAAGACCGGGAAACGGUCGUCAGUUUACACGACACGAAGAACUACGUGUGUGUGUGUGUGCGCGUGUGUGAGUGUGUGUGUAUACGUGCGUCCCCGAGAACACGAAAGUAACCCGCGGCUGGUCGGGAUGUGAACCACCUGGAUCAGCACCGUAACCUGAGCCCGUUCACAGGCUCUGCUCGGGGCAUUUAUCUCCCCUGUGAGCCCGAACCUGGUCGUUAGUCGGCAGGGAAGAGGAGGAGGAGGAGGAGGAAGGGGAGGAGGACAGACUCACCGGCGGAGGAGUUUACGAGAAUGUUUGACAACCGCGGACGAUUUGAUUUCUGACACCGGGAGACCCGUCGUGGAAAGGCGGGGCCGAACCAAACCGGUGGACUCCACCAAACUGGAUUAGUCGAUUCACCCAUACAGCGACGCAGCGGGUUUUCCUCUGUUUUUUGGGUGGGGGGGUAAACCGGGGGCAGGGGGGGUCGAUGAAAGGAGGCAACAACUAGGAUUUCAAAAACUGUCUUAUUUUUUGGCAACUCUUUCCCUAAAAGGACUACUGUUUCUAACGAGGCGGGCGGUGUUUGUCAUUCCUACGGAGCGGUCAGUUUUUUUUUUUUUGCCCCCCCCGUGGCCUUCCAUUUAGGAACAUAAGCAGUUUGGGCUGAAUUUUAUUAUUUUUUAUUUUUGCGGAGGGAGGGGGAGUUAAUUCCCCCCCCACCCCCACCCAGCCGGGGUCGGACUAUGGCGGACGACGACAUUCUCUUUGAAGAUGUGUAUGAGCUCUGCGAGGUCAUCGGCAAGGGUCCCUUCAGCGUGGUGAGAAGAUGCAUCAACAGAGAGACGGGGCAGCAGUUUGCUGUCAAGAUUGUGGACGUGGCCCAGUUCACCUCCAGUCCUGGACUCAGCACAGAGGAUCUGAAACGGGAGGCCAGCAUCUGCCACAUGCUGAAGCACCCUCACAUCGUGGAGCUGCUGGAGACGUACAGUUCGGACGGGAUGCUCUACAUGGUUUUCGAGUUUAUGGAUGGAGCAGACCUGUGUUUUGAGAUUGUGAAGAGGGCAGAUGCUGGCUUUGUCUACAGCGAAGCAGUGGCCAGCCACUACAUGAGACAGAUCCUGGAGGCGCUACGCUACUGCCACGACAACAAUGUCAUCCACCGAGAUGUCAAGCCUCACUGUGUGCUGCUGGCGUCCAAAGAGAACUCGGCUCCAGUGAAGCUGGGGGGCUUCGGAGUGGCCAUCCAGCUCGGAGAGUCGGGUCUGGUGGCAGGAGGUCGCGUAGGAACUCCUCACUUCAUGGCCCCGGAGGUGGUGAAGAGAGAGCCGUACGGCAAACCUGUAGACGUAUGGGGAUGCGGAGUCAUCCUCUUCAUCCUCCUCUCCGGGUGUCUUCCUUUUUACGGCACCAAGGAGCGACUGUUUGAAGCUAUCUGCAGGGGCAAAUACAAGAUGAAUCCCCGUCAGUGGGGCCACAUCUCAGAAAGCGCUAAGGAUCUGGUGAGGCGCAUGCUGAUGCUGGACCCUGCUGAGAGAAUCACCGUCUACGAGGCUCUUAACCACCCCUGGCUUAAGGAGAGGGACCGGUAUGCCUACAAAAUCCACCUGCCAGAGACCGUGGAGCAGCUGAGAAAGUUCAACGCCAGGAGGAAGCUAAAGGGGGCUGUGUUGGCUGCGGUGUCAAGUCACAAGUUCAACUCCUUCUACGGAGACCCCCCUGAGGAACUCAACGAUUUCUCUGAUGACCCCACCUCCUCAGGACUACUAGCAGCAGAACGUGCUGUGUCUCAGGUGUUGGACAGUUUGGAGGAGAUCCACGCUCUGACGGACUGCAGUGAAAAGGACCUAGACUUCCUCCACAGCGUUUUCCAGGACCAGCACCUCCACACACUGCUGGACCUCUACGAUAAGAUCAACACCAAUUCGUCUCCACAGAUCAGAAACCCUCCCAGUGAUGCUGUGCAGAGAGCCAAAGAGAGUUCCUCCCAAGACGGAGCAACUGGCGCUUUGAAACAUCUGGAAUAUGUACUGGAAGAGAUCUCCUGCUAUCCAGAAAACCACGAAGCUAAAGAACUCAGACGGAUACUGACCCAGCCACAUUUCAUGGCCUUGCUGCAGGCCCACGACGUGGUGGCCCACGAGGUUUACAGCGACGAGGCUCUGCGGGUGACCCCUCCACCCACCUCGCCCUACCUGAACGGAGACUCCCCAGAGAGCGCCAACGGAGACAUGGACCUGGAGAACGUCACCAGAGUCCGCCUGGUCCAGUUCCAGAAGAACACGGACGAACCCAUGGGCAUCACGCUGAAGAUGAACGACUCCAACCACUGCAUCGUUGCAAGGAUAAUGCAUGGAGGAAUGAUCCACAGACAAGGAACAUUGCACGUUGGAGAUGAGAUCAGGGAAAUCAACGGCAUCAGUGUCGCCAAUCAGACUGUUGAGCAGCUGCAGAAGAUGCUGAGGGAAAUGCGAGGCAGCAUCACCUUCAAAAUUGUACCAAGUUAUCGCACCCAGGGCUCCUCGUGUGAGAAAGAGUCCCCCACCACCUCCAGGCAGUCCCCUGCCAAUGGCCACUCCAGCAUUAACAGUUCUAUCUUGGACCUGCCGUCCACCAUCCAGCCCAAAGGUCGACAGAUUGUAUCAAGACCUCCAAUCAAGGACAAAAUGUCAGUUAAGAUCUACGUGAGGGCCCAGUUUGAAUACGACCCCUCCAAAGACGAACUCAUCCCCUGCAAAGAAGCGGGCAUUCGCUUCCGUGUGGGUGACAUUAUCCAGAUCAUAUCCAAGGAUGACCACAACUGGUGGCAGGGCAAGCUGGAAAACACUAAAAAUGGCACCGCAGGCCUCAUUCCAUCACCAGAGCUGCAGGAGUGGCGAGUGGCAUGCAUCGCUAUGGAGAAGACCAAGCAGGAGCAGCAGGCCAGCUGCACCUGGUUUGGCAAGAAGAAGAAACAGUACAAAGACAAGUAUCUGGCAAAGCACAACGCAGUGUUCGACCAACUAGAUCUGGUCACGUACGAGGAGGUCGUGAAGCUUCCGGCGUUCAAGAGGAAAACACUCGUUCUGUUAGGAGCUCAUGGAGUCGGCAGAAGACACAUCAAGAACACACUCAUAACCAAACAUCCUGACAGAUUCGCUUACCCCAUCCCACACACAACCAGACCUCCGAAGAAGGAUGAGGAGAACGGGAAGAACUACUACUUCGUUUCACACGACCAUAUGAUGCAGGACAUCAGCAACAACGAGUACCUGGAGUACGGCAGCCACGAGGACGCCAUGUACGGGACGCGACUGGAAACCAUCCGGAAGAUCCACCAGCAGGGACUCGUGGCUAUACUGGAUGUAGAACCUCAGGCCCUGAAGGUCCUGCGGACAGCGGAGUUCGCCCCGUAUGUCGUGUUUAUAGCAGCACCAACCAUCACACCAGGCAUCAAUGAGGAUGAAUCUCUCCAGCGGCUGCAGAAAGAGUCGGAGAUCCUGCAGAAGACGUACGCCCACUACUUCGACCAGACCAUCAUCAACAACGAGAUCGACGAGACCAUCAAACACCUGGAGGAUUCCAUCGAACUGGUGUGCACCACCAGCCAGUGGGUCCCUGUGUCCUGGGUCUACUGACCUGUGCCACCCCAGCCUCCUCCUCCUCCUUCAUAUUUACUCUCUCUCUCUCUUUGCUACUCCUCCUCCUCAAAACGAGAUGAAACUGUUAACACAAACAAAGCCCCUCUCUCUCUCUCUCUCUCUCUCUCUCUCUCUCUCUCUCUCUCUCUCUCUCGCUCUCUCUCACUCACUCUCUCUCUCUCUACACUGCACUUGAUCUCAGCGUUACUGUGAAAGCCACCACAGCAUUCAACCGAACUCCUCCAGUGCUGCACCAACAACCUGCAGCAGCAAACUGCCGGACUCUCGCCCCCUUGCAGACAACCUAGUGAUAGUGUUAUAUUAAAAAAAAAAAAAAAACGUGGAUAUUGUCAUGUCUGUAGCUAGGAGGCAACAUUUUCGUAGAUGUUUGUUUUAAAGAGACAGUACUGCAUCCCGUCCUCUCAUGCUGGUGCGCUGCUAGCUCUCUACCACCGCCGCCACGCUCCCUUCAUACUGUAGUCCCAUUGGUUGUCGUAACCCACCUGUAAAGAAACACUCGGUGAUAUUCUGUCUAAAAAGCACACUGCGAUGUUUUCCCAUCUGUAGAUCAUGUCAUUAUUUAUUUGUUUGUUUCUCAAGCAUAAAUCCUGCAUCACGUCCUCUCAUCCAUCCUAGCGUUAGCCCUCGUACUCGCACACCUCUCAACCCGCCAGGUACUGUCUCUUCUAAAUAAAUCCAUAAAUGUUUUAGAGAUUUGAAUGAGGUUAUCAUGCAUGUGGACAUUUGCAAGCUUCCAUGCUGUCAGUCGGUCAGUGUCCCCCCCCCUCCCUGUGUCCCACUCUUGAAAAAGAAAACAAGACAAUAUAUAUAUAUAUACACACACACACACAUAUAUAUAUACAUAUAUUGAGGAAGAAUAUGUUAAAAGAAGAUGAAAAACAUUCCAGCUGUGUGGAAGCCUGAACUCAAAUAAAGAAACAGUGACGGAGCUGUGGACGUUGACCUGACACCUAUGCACAUCCCUUGCAUUUCGGGUGACAUUUCUAAGGAAAAAAUAAAUAAAUAAAUAAUUAAAAAAAAAAA
Messenger RNA from Mugil cephalus (flathead mullet), 4784 nucleotides. RefSeq names its product calcium/calmodulin-dependent serine protein kinase a (gene caska). Lineage: Eukaryota; Metazoa; Chordata; Actinopteri; Mugiliformes; Mugilidae. Bases 867 to 3737 code for a protein of 956 amino acids. Gene Ontology annotation, cellular component: cell-cell junction; basolateral plasma membrane; plasma membrane. The record is from RefSeq and is a predicted model, not a curated record. The transcript is spliced from 29 exons. Gene Ontology annotation, molecular function: ATP binding; signaling receptor binding; protein kinase activity. Gene Ontology annotation, biological process: regulation of neurotransmitter secretion; protein phosphorylation.